GCCUCUUGAGCCACCUCUGGAUCCAUCUCUGUUACAUAAAUUGAAAUUGAUUGUAACACCUCUGAAGCCUCUUUUGCGCAGGGUCUUUCGCCAUCUCUACUUGUCCAAAGCGUCCUCCUCUUGGAUCUCCUUUCAUUAAAAAGGGAUAACAGAAUAUUUGUUUACCAAUAAACUAAAAUGUCAACCUUGGGUUGGAGAAAACUGGGAAUGUAAAUAGAUGAGUAGCCAGAACCUGUAAAUGCUAUCCGGCAGCUACAGCUAGACAUGUGAAGCCUUGACAAUGCAGUCUGUUAAGUACAAACCUUCAUGAUUACUCAACACAUCGAUCAAUUGCUCUCAGUCAUUAGAAAGAUAUAUGUGAGCAUGUCAAGUGUUCCCCUCUAUUCCAUCUACCAGAGACACUAAAGCUACAAUCCCAGCAUGAACGUAUCCUUUUUAAUAGUCCCACACACAAGUAGGCCAUCUCCUCAAGCUCUGAGGCUACAAGAAAGUAUCACCCCUGCUGUCAUAUUCUUCCUAUCCAACA
Messenger RNA from Moneuplotes crassus, 526 nucleotides. The record is from the annotation of a GenBank genome assembly. Lineage: Eukaryota; Ciliophora; Spirotrichea; Euplotida; Euplotidae.